Messenger RNA from Linum tenue, 3101 nucleotides. NCBI's taxonomy places the organism in Eukaryota, Viridiplantae, Streptophyta, Magnoliopsida, Malpighiales, Linaceae. The record is from the annotation of a GenBank genome assembly.
CGCUGACGAUCGAUACAGGAAGUAAGCUAUUAAAAAAAAUCCAGAAAGAAAGAAAAAGAAAAAUUAUAAAUCCGCUGAGUUUCGCUUCGUCAUCCUGCUUCCACACGCUAGCUCGCAAGAGGCUGCCUACAUAAGCAGACUGAUUUCCAAUUCCUCUCUAUUCAAUCCCUCGGAAUCUACAGAAUCUGCCAGCUUCUUCCCCCCCACCCUUCCUUCCUUUUCCUCUCUUUCUUUCCCAAUUCGGAAGGAAGAGCUCGAGAUCCCCGAGAAGAAUUCUUCAACCACCCCCCGCCGCCGGGGACGCGGGCCACCGGCCGGCUCUUCCUUCUCCGCCUGCCCAAUUCUUCCAUCAUCUUACCACAUAUAUCAUUUCUCUGCCCUUGUCGUUUUAAUCAGUUUCAUCGAUACCAAGGGUCGUGAUUUCUGCAAGUGAAGAGGUGAAAUCCAGGGGAUAUAAUUGGGCUUGUAUUCCGGAGCUUGGGGGGAUUAGAAAGGGGCUACUGGGAUUGAGUUUCUGAUGGGUUUUCUGGUGGAUUCGCAAAACGAUGGCGGACCCGGGUUCUGGGGAGGUUGCGUGAGGACUCUGAUAAGGAGGAAGCAGGUUGAUUCCGCUGACGGCAAUGUUCACGGCCACGGUGGUCACCACCAGUUGGCCAAGGAGCUCUCCGUUCUUCAUCUCAUUGCCAUUGGCGUUGGCUCGACGAUUGGAGCUGGAGUUUAUAUUCUCGUAGGGACUGUUGCUAGGGAGCACUCUGGGCCAGCACUUGCCCUAUCUUUUCUGUUCGCUGGAUUUGCUGCCGCUUUGUCAGCCUUCUGCUAUGCAGAACUUGCGAGUCGCUGCCCAUCUGCUGGCAGUGCCUAUCACUACUCGUACAUUUGUGUUGGAGAAGGAGUUGCUUGGUUGGUUGGCUGGGCUCUGAUUCUGGAAUAUACAAUUGGCGGGUCAGCAGUUGCUCGUGGCAUUUCCCCCAAUCUGGCAUUGCUUUUUGGAGGCGAAGGCAGUCUUCCAUUUUUCCUGGCACGUCAAGCGAUCCCGGGGCUUGGUAUUGUGGUGGAUCCAUGUGCUGCAAUUCUUGUGUUUGUUGUCACUGGGCUCUUGUGUGUGGGAAUCAAGGAGAGUACUAUGGUACAAAGCAUAGUGACAAUAGUGAACGUUUGUGCCAUGAUCUUCGUCAUAAUAGCUGGAACUUAUUUGGGCUUCAAGACUGGUUGGCCCGGAUAUGAGCUUCCUACUGGGUACUUCCCCUUUGGUGUAGAUGGCAUGCUUGCCGGUUCUGCCACUGUCUUCUUUGCUUACAUCGGUUUUGAUUCAGUUGCCAGCACAGCUGAAGAGGUGAAGAAUCCUCAACGUGAUUUGCCGAUGGGAAUAGGGUUUGCAUUGUCCAUCUGUUGUUCCCUCUAUAUGCUGGUGUCAAUUGUUGUCGUUGGUUUGGUGCCCUACUAUGCAAUGGAUCCCGAUACUCCAAUCUCAUCUGCAUUUGCUGCUCAUGGGAUGCAAUGGGCAGCUUACAUCAUAACAGCUGGAGCUGUCAUGGCACUGUGCUCCACACUGAUGGGGUCAAUUCUACCUCAGCCUCGCAUCUUAAUGGCUAUGGCUAGAGAUGGAUUGCUGCCAUCAUUUUUCUCAGAUGUCAAUAAAAAAAGUCAAGUUCCUGUGAAGAGCACUGUGGUGACUGGACUCUGUGCCGCCACCCUGGCAUUCUGUAUGGAUGUUGAUCAAUUGGCAGGCAUGGUCAGUGUGGGGACACUUCUUGCAUUCACUAUGGUUGCAAUUUCUGUCCUAAUACUCAGAUAUGUACCGCCGGAUGAGGUGCCUGUUCCAUCCUCACUUCAGGACACAAUAGAUAGUGUGUCAUUGCAUUACAACAGAAUUAGUGAGGGUUCUAGUAAGAAAAAGUCAAAGGCUCAUGCUGGCACUUCCAAGGAUUCUAAACAGCCUUUGCUUGUUGGAAAGAAUGCAUCGGCAGACUAUCCUGACCUUGUCAAAGAGGACCCUUCAGUUAAAUAUGUGUUGAAUGAAGAGAAAAGGCGGAAAAUUGCUGGCUGGACCAUAGCAUUCACAUGCAUUGGGGCAUUCACACUUACAUAUGCAGCUUCGAGUUUGGCUAUCCAGUGGCUCGUUCGGUAUUGCUUGUGUGGAUUCGGUGGAGCUCUUCUCCUGACUGGCUUGGUUGUGCUGACAUGUAUAGAGCAAGAUGAAGCAAGGCACAACUUUGGACAUUCUGGAGGUAUGUCAUCAAUCAGCCUAUUUAUAUUUCAUGAUCGUUACUUGCAGAAGUAGGACUCAUGAUGCAGCAAAUAAGCAUAUAGGUCGACUUGAGGAAGAAUUUCUAUCACUUGCAUAUCUGCCUUCCUUCAGGUUGCCAUAAUUGGCUGCUUUUGGAAAUGCAAAUCAUGAAUGAUGCAUUAGCUAACAAUUUAUAAUGUUUGGGGAUGUCGCUUUUCCUUCUUCAGGUUUCACAUGCCCGUUUGUUCCUCUCCUCCCUAUCUUCUGCAUUCUGAUCAAUAUCUACCUGCUCGUCAAUCUUGGUGGUGCCACGUGGGCUCGUGUAUCUGUAUGGCUGGCGAUUGGUGUCGUUGUGUAUUUGUUCUAUGGCAGAAAACACAGCUCGUUAAUGGAUGCAGUAUAUGUGCCAGUGGCUCAUGCUGGAGAGAUAUACGGAAGAAGAAGCUCUGGAGAUACUUUGGCUUGAUGAUGAUGGCUUGCGGCUUGCUAAGUUCUCAGAGAUGGGAAUACGGACAUGGUGUUCUCAGUUGGAGAUGGAACUCUUUCUAGACAACAGAACCUCUUUGUUGUAUGAAAAAUUCAGUCUUGUAAGCUUUAGAAUCAAUUGGCAUAUCUUGUAUCCUCUCUCCACUCCACAUAUAUAUAGCAGCAGCAGUAGCAGAAAUUGAAAUCAGUUUCUCUUUGUAAUAUAUUCAUUGCUGUAUUACGAACUUUCAUCCAUUCCGGCGAACUUGUGUGAUGUGGCAAUAUAGAUUGUACAUAUGUUGUGCCAAGUUGAAACACAUUGUUCUUCUACCUCCCUGAGGGAAAUUCAUUAUAAUCACUGUCUUACUGUCAUUGGAAGUUAUCAAAAUAGUCUCCAUCCCAAAUUUCU